GCGCGGUACCGGCACCGGCGCGGCUCGGCUUCGCCGGGGGCAGAGCUAUGCGUCGGCUGCCCGGGGACACGCAGGGACCCCGCCACUGACAGCGGCCGCUCCCUGCGCUCCACAUCACGUUUGUCUGCGGCGGCGGCGGCAGCAAGGAGAAGGACCGGGGCAUUAACUAUCUCGACUUGGAGACUUUGCUUUAUUUUUGGUUCUUGUCCUUUCCCGUGGAACCAGUAGUCUCUCUCGAGCUGAUCCUCCUUUAAAAAAAAAAAAAGAGCGAGAGAGAGGAGGGGGGGGGGGAAGAGCAGCUGGAGUUUCUCCUCAGCUCGUUUUGACUUUUGUGGACGUGGAUCAUCUGGACUGGGAAGGGAAGCCGCGCUGCGCUGCUCUCCCCUUUCCCACCCCCUCGCCCCUCCAGCAGCCUGGGCUGCCGGCUCUCCCCCGAGCAGGACGGGAACUUUUAUUUGCAGCUCGCAGCCCGUGGCGAAUGGUGGGAAUCUCCGGUCCUUUGCAGUAAAAGAUUGAUCUCUGGGCUGGUGAACAUAAUAUCUGUCCCAGUCAGAAAAGGAAAGAGGAAAUUAGCAGAGCGAUUGGUGGAGAAUGAUAUCUGUCAAAAGAAACACUUGGAGAGCACUGAGUUUAGUGAUAGGUGACUGCCGGAAAAAAGGGAACUUUGAAUUUUGUCAAGAUCGCACUGAGAAGCAUUCCACAAUGCCAGACUCACCUGUGGAUGUGAAGACACAAUCCAGGCUGACGCCUCCAACCAUGCCACCUCCUCCCACUACCCAAGGAGCUCCAAGAACCAGUUCAUUCACGCCCACAACGUUAACCAAUGGCACUAGCCAUUCACCAACAGCGUUAAAUGGAGCUCCAUCUCCUCCUAAUGGCUUUAGCAAUGGGCCAUCCUCUUCCUCUUCCUCUUCUCUGGCUAACCAGCAGUUACCGCCAGCUUGUGGAGCUAGGCAACUCAGCAAACUGAAGAGAUUUCUUACAACCUUACAGCAGUUUGGCAAUGACAUUUCACCAGAGAUUGGGGAGAGAGUGCGUACCCUUGUGCUAGGACUUGUGAAUUCUACUUUGACAAUUGAAGAAUUUCAUUCCAAACUGCAAGAAGCUACUAACUUCCCACUGCGACCUUUUGUCAUCCCAUUUUUAAAGGCCAAUCUGCCCCUGCUGCAGCGGGAGCUGCUGCACUGUGCAAGGCUAGCCAAGCAGAACCCAGCCCAGUACCUCGCCCAGCACGAACAGCUGCUUCUGGAUGCCAGCACCACCUCACCUGUUGACUCCUCAGAGCUGCUUCUCGAUGUGAACGAAAACGGGAAGAGGCGAACUCCAGACAGAACCAAAGAAAAUGGCUUUGACAGAGAGCCUUUGCACUCAGAGCAUCCAAGCAAGCGGCCCUGCACUAUUAGCCCAGGCCAGCGGUACAGUCCAAAUAAUGGCUUAUCUUAUCAGCCCAAUGGUCUGCCUCAUCCCACCCCACCUCCACCUCAGCAUUAUCGUUUGGAUGAUAUGGCCAUUGCCCACCACUACAGGGACUCAUACAGACACCCCAAUCACAGGGACCUCAGGGACAGAAACAGACCUAUGGGGUUGCAUGGCACACGUCAAGAAGAAAUGAUUGAUCACAGGCUAACAGACAGAGAAUGGGCAGAAGAGUGGAAACAUCUUGACCAUCUGUUAAACUGUAUAAUGGACAUGGUGGAAAAAACUAGGCGAUCUCUCACUGUACUACGGCGAUGUCAAGAAGCAGACCGUGAGGAGCUUAAUUACUGGAUACGGCGGUACAGUGAUGCAGAAGAUUUAAAAAAAGGCGGUAACAGCAGCAGUAGUCAUUCCAGACAGCAGAGUCCAGUGAAUCCAGAUCCAGUUACAUUAGAAUCACAUCGGGAAUUCCUUCACAGGCCUGCAUCUGGAUACGUGCCAGAGGAGAUCUGGAAGAAAGCUGAGGAAGCUGUCAACGAAGUAAAGCGUCAGGCGAUGGCCGAGUUGCAGAAGGCAGUGUCGGAGGCAGAGCGGAAAGCUCACGACAUGAUCACUUCAGAGAGAGCCAAGAUGGAGCGCACUGUUGCCGAAGCCAAGCGCCAGGCUGCAGAGGAUGCACUAGCUGUUAUCAAUCAGCAGGAGGAUUCAAGUGAGAGUUGCUGGAACUGUGGCCGGAAAGCUAGUGAAACCUGCAGUGGUUGCAACACAGCACGAUACUGUGGCUCAUUUUGCCAGCAUAAGGACUGGGAGAAGCACCAUCACAUCUGUGGACAGACCCUCCAAGCCCAGCAACAAGGAGAGACACCAGCAGUGAGCUCCUCCGUGACACCCAGCAGCGGGGCCGGGAGCCCCAUUGACACUCCACCAGCAGCCACUCCUAGGUCCACCACCCCGGGAACCCCAUCCACCAUAGAGGCAACUCCUCGUUAAAACUGAACUCGAAACUCUGAAAACAAAAACACAACAAAAAAUGAAACCAAUUCCUCAUCCUCAGAUGCGCAAAGAUUUUAACUGAACUGUCAUAUUUCAAUACUUCAAUAAGAAAGAACUUACUGUAUCUUGAGGUGGUAGAAAAUAGAAGGCCAGUAACGGGUCAUAAUGACUUAUUGUGGAUAACAAAGAUAUCUUUUCUUUAGAAAACUGAAAAGAGAGCAGAGAAUAUACACAAAAUGAUAGAUUUGACCUCCUCCCUGUUAUUUUCCAGUAGCUGGGAUUUUAAACUAGAUGACCUCAUUAACAGAUGCUUUACCAAACAGCAAACCAAGAGAUUGCUAAUUGCUGUUGAAAGCAAAAUGCUAAUAUUAAAGUCACAAUGUUCUUUAUAACAAUAAUGGAAAUUAAAAAAAAAAAAAAAAGAGAGAGAGAGAAAAAAAUAACCCUCAAGGGCAUGAGCAUUGGAUACAGCAGUAGACAUUUUAACAAGAAGAUGAAUGGCGUCCGUGGGUUACUGACUGAACUUUGAAGACCCGCAUCAAAACGCGCAGAUGUGCAGCAGAUUGGAAGGAGACACAGAUGUUCAUUUUUUUUCCUGUUUCUGAAAGAAAUAAAAUAAUAUCCAGGUCAACAGAAUGAAAAAUGAAAGAUGAUUUGCAGUGGGAUGUAGGACUACAGCAGCAAAGAAAAAAAAAUGCCAUAAUACAAAAGGCUUUUUUUUUUUUUUUCCUUUUAA
Messenger RNA from Harpia harpyja (harpy eagle), 3145 nucleotides. It is a transcript of the gene RUNX1T1, whose product is annotated as RUNX1 partner transcriptional co-repressor 1. Gene Ontology annotation, molecular function: transcription corepressor activity. Bases 592 to 2406 code for a protein of 604 amino acids. The record is from RefSeq and is a predicted model, not a curated record. Lineage: Eukaryota; Metazoa; Chordata; Aves; Accipitriformes; Accipitridae. The transcript is spliced from 12 exons. Gene Ontology annotation, biological process: DNA-templated transcription; negative regulation of DNA-templated transcription. Gene Ontology annotation, cellular component: nucleus.